AUGGGGAUGAUAUGCCACAUUUCACCAAACACCUUAAAUGCACCAACAACAUCAAAAAACACUCACGUCGAGACGGUCAUCAAACCCUCUCCCAGCGGCAGCGGCCCGUUUACGCAGAACCUCAACCAUACGACUGUCGAUCUCGACGGCCACAACUUUCUUGGCGGCCUCAAGGAGCUUGAGAGUGAGAUUCCCGGUGCCGGGUCCGAUUUCCAGAACAGUAUCAUCGGGCUUCACGCCCGAAGCCCGAAUGAUGGCGUCCAGCACUCGCGGGUUGGUCAGGAGGUGCUGCCCUCUGCUUUUAAAAAGACGUAUUUGCCCUUCUUCUUCUUCUUCUUCUCUGUUGGUUUUCCAGCAAAAGCCGCCGGAGCCAUCGCCGGACUUUGUCCGGAGGUAGAGACAGAAGAGGUUGCGGCAAUAGUUGGGGGAAAAGAACUCGAUUUUUAUGAAGAUUAUGGAGCAAAAAAAGAUAAAAUUCUAUUCUUUCAAUUGGUUUGUGUUGCUUAUGGAGUUUACUUAACCGACGUGAAGAUGAAGAGUUUGUUCAGCAGAGAGCUUAAAGCCACUGAAGAUAAAAUGUGGAGAAAAUUGGUUGAUCUAUUCUUGCUUAAGACUGAAACUAGGCACUCAUGUGAUAUACUCUUCCUCAGGUGCAUAGAAGCAUGGUAA
This is a messenger RNA of Striga asiatica, 669 nucleotides long. Lineage: Eukaryota; Viridiplantae; Streptophyta; Magnoliopsida; Lamiales; Orobanchaceae. The record is from the annotation of a GenBank genome assembly.